AUGCAAAUCACCCAAUUCGUCUUGGGCACUAACAUGGCCGCAGCCUACCUUUUCGUUCACUACACUAUUCCCUACUCCGCUGCCAAUGCCGCUCUGCGCAACCUGACCCAGGCCGUUCCCGCUGUGGCCCAUGCUACUACCGAGGCUGGUGUCAUGCCCUGGCUUAAGAAGCUGGCUUUCCGCGCCGCUGGUGCGGAAGGGAUUGCCGAGAAUGUGGGUGGAGCUGUCACCGCUCCCCCAGCUGGCUACACCCAGCAAAUGGUGACCUGUAUGGAUACCACGGGCCAGGCCUUCGCCAUCUGGCUCAAUGUGUCUUACCUGCUCCCUCUCACCUACCUCUUUGCUCGUUUCUUUGUUCGCUCCUAUCUGCAACGCAAGGAUCCCGGUGACAAGCAGCCCACUCACAUGGAGGCUGCUGAGAAGGCCGGCGUGGAGGCUUUUGGUCGUCUGAGUCGUGAGAUUCAGCGGGCUGCUAUCGAAGGCGAGAAUAGCGAAACCACUGAUGAUGAGGUCAUCCGGGCUCAGGUCCAGAAGAUCGUUGAGCAGAAGACCCAGGCCUCUCCCGUCCGCACCCGGGCUUCCGCCGCUAACAAGGCCCAGACCGCUGCGUCAUCCGGCUCGAACGACGGUUUCUCCACUGUGAAGAAGGGUGCGAAGAAGCAGACGAAGGCUGAGCAGAAGAUAAACUUUGGCUCUCCGACCGGACAGGGUGAGAACCCUUUCGGCGUGCUCGAUAGAAAUGCGUGA
Messenger RNA from Penicillium maclennaniae, 747 nucleotides. RefSeq lists its product as uncharacterized. The transcript has a single exon. The record is from RefSeq and is a predicted model, not a curated record. Lineage: Eukaryota; Fungi; Ascomycota; Eurotiomycetes; Eurotiales; Aspergillaceae. Gene Ontology annotation, molecular function: fatty acid elongase activity. Gene Ontology annotation, cellular component: membrane. The coding region runs from base 1 to 747 and encodes 248 amino acids.